Messenger RNA from Pseudozyma hubeiensis SY62, 615 nucleotides. RefSeq lists its product as hypothetical. NCBI's taxonomy places the organism in Eukaryota, Fungi, Basidiomycota, Ustilaginomycetes, Ustilaginales, Ustilaginaceae. The transcript has 2 exons. Gene Ontology annotation, biological process: nucleocytoplasmic transport. The coding region runs from base 1 to 615 and encodes 204 amino acids. Gene Ontology annotation, cellular component: nuclear pore; cytoplasm. Gene Ontology annotation, molecular function: GTPase activator activity. The record is from RefSeq and is a predicted model, not a curated record.
AUGGCCGAUACCGAAGCAACCAAGCCCACUGUUGACGCUACCGAGCAGGCUGGCUCCGCCGCUGCAACCGAAGAGGCCGAGAACGACCCUCACUUUGAGCCCGUCAUCAAGCUCGAAAACCAAGUCGAAGUCAAGACGCACGAAGAAGAUGAAGAGGUGACGUUCAAGAUGCGAGCCAAACUCUUCCGAUUCGACAAGGACGCCAAGGAGUGGAAGGAGCGCGGAACCGGCGACGUGCGACUGCUCGAACACAAGCAGACGCACAAGGUACGACUCGUCAUGCGUCGAGACAAGACGCUCAAGGUGUGCGCCAACCACUACGUCACCAGCGACAUGAAGCUCAGCCCCAACGUCGGAUCCGACCGCUCGUGGGUGUACAACGUCGCCGCCGAUGUCGCCGACGGAGAGGCCACCGCUGAGACCCUGGCCAUCCGUUUCGCCAACUCGGAGAACGCAAAUGGCUUCAAGGAGGCCUUUGAGCAGGCACAGAAGAAGAACGCAGGUGGAAGCAAGUCAGAGGCACCAGCACCGGUGGUCGACGAGAAGAAGGAGGACGACAAGCCCGCUGCUGCCGCCGCAGAGGACAAGAAGGAGGAGGAUGCCAAGAAGGAGUAA